Molecule: messenger RNA, 1640 nt
Organism: Drosophila grimshawi
Lineage: Eukaryota; Metazoa; Arthropoda; Insecta; Diptera; Drosophilidae
Product: protein CDV3 homolog
Exons: 3
Coding region: 335-1183 (282 amino acids)
Cellular component (GO): cytoplasm
Source: RefSeq, a predicted model, not a curated record
CUUUAACGCGAAAAUGCACAUAUAAACUUAAAUUUUUUGUGACUAUCGGAAAUCAUCGUUGCACAGUCUGAUUGAAUUCAAUGGCCAAAAAAAGCGAAACACAAUCAAGAUAUAAACAAGAAAAAAUAUGCAGACAAUUAAAUGACAAAUAAAUGCUUUUGUUAGGCAGCAAAAACAAGUUAAGCGUAUGUGUAGCUAACUUUGACCACGUGUGGCUCAAACAUCGAUAGAUACACUACCGAUAACAAUUUAUUUUUACAUCCCACCUCACGCGAGUGCGAUUGGAUUUCAUUAUAAUUUGGAAUUGGGGAAUUGCGAAAAUUAAAUUGCAAUCAUGGCCGAAUUAGACGAUUUCUUUGCGAAAAAGGACAAGAAGAAGUCCAAGACCAAAAGCAAAUUUGUGACGGCCGACGAACUGGUGAAGAACUUGGAAGAAUGCACCAAACGUGAGGUGGCGGCCAACGCUGCCAAACCAAAAAAACCUGAUGUCGCGACGGCAGCAGCAACACUCACUGGCGGCGUGGCAGAAGGCGGCGAAAAUGAGACCACCAUCAAAGCACCGGAGCCCGUUAUUGAGCAGCCCGUGGAGGAGGAGUGGAAAGAGUUUGAACAGGAGCAGCGCAAGGAUUACAGCGGCCUCAAAAUCGGUCAGCUGACCAUCAAUGAGAAGCAACAUCAGCAGCAGCAGCAGCAGAACCAGCAGCAACAACAGCAUCAUCAUCAACACUCGGACGAUAUUUAUGACGAGGAUGAGGAGGAUAGCGAUGGUUUUGUCAAUGCCGAUCCAAAUGGCAAGCGGCAAGGUCAUGGUCCAUGGAAGAAAUUGAUACCCGCCGAGGAGGUGACUCAGAUACCGGUGCCGGUUGAGACUGAAAAGUCAUCGUCGUCGUCGUCGAAACCGUACAUUUCACCCGCGUUACGUUAUAGCCAAGCUGGCAGCGGCAUUGGUGGCAGCGGCGGUGGUGGUUUGCGUGCGCGUCGUGCCGCACCCGAUAUAACGAACACGGAGUUCUUCCCAACGCUGAACGCAGCCCGGCCGGAGGAACAGCGCAAGAAGAAAAACGAACCCGCCUUCGAAGAAGUCCGCCACGGCGGUCGCUUCCAGCGUGUCCAAGAGACAACGGCGGCGCCCGUCGCGGCCACCAAUCGAUUCCAGUCGCUCGACGAUGAGGCAGAUAGCUAGGCAAUGCCCCCCCCACACUGCCUCAUCCAAUUUGCCACCGACGAUGCCGACGCCACAAUACAAACAAACAGAAAACGGAAAGCGAAACGAAACAAAAGCAAGAUUGGAUCGUUUUCAUCUUACAGUUGCCACACACACUGCUAGUAGCGUUCCAGGGAGCGACGAUGGCUUGAAGCGCGUGCCGAGACCUGGACGCAAAAUUUGAGCUAAAAACAAUAACAUUUCUAUUAUUGAUUUUUUUAUCUCUAUAUAUAUCUAUAUAUAUACGCAUAAUGUAAACAAUUUUCUAGGCUUUUCGAGCUAGCUUUCAAACCAGCCAACCAAUCAACCCCCGCAAGAAAACCGAAAUCAUAUUUUGUUCAUUUUCGUUUUGCAAAUUUUUUUUAUGGAAUUUUAUGGAUUCAAUGUAAUCGAGUAUGAAUAAUAGCCAUGCGUUGAAAUCCGUUUAUAAAUGUUA